AUGACGGCGGCGGCACGGAGGAGCUGCAGCUCGCCGGCUGGGGUAGGUGCUGUUGCAGGCGCCGGGCCAGGGUCGGCGCUGAACACAAUCACGCCGUGCGCGGCGUGCAAGCUGCUCAGGCGACGGUGCGCGCAGGAGUGCCCCUUCUUGCCCUACUUCUCGCCGCUGGAGCCGCACAAGUUCGCCACCGUCCACAAGGUCUUCGGCGCCAGCAACGUCUCCAAGAUGCUCCUGGAGGUGCACGAGAGCCAGCGCGCCGACGCGGCGAACAGCCUGGUGUACGAGGCGAACCUGCGGCUCCGGGACCCUGUCUACGGCUGCAUGGGCGCCAUCCUCACCCUGCAGCAGCAGGUGCAAGCGCUGGAGUCCGAGCUCGCCACCGUCAGGGCGGAGAUCGUCAGGCACAGGUGCCGUCCGGCGGCGGCCGCGGUGGCUACGGUGCUCCCCUCGUCGCACGCCUCCCAGCUCCUCGCGGCCUCGGCAACCAGCCGCGGGCUGCACGCCGGCAGCAGGUCAUCGGUAGGGGCAAGAACGGCAACUUUGGCGGCGGCGGCAGCUGCCGUGGGGCCUGCGGCCUCCUCCUCGUCGUCAUCGGCGGUGUACGCCGCCGCCGCCGCGUCGAGCUCAACGGACUACAGCUCCAUCACCAAUGAGAAUGUUCCUUACUUUGGUUGA
This is a messenger RNA of Miscanthus lutarioriparius, 675 nucleotides long. The record is from the annotation of a GenBank genome assembly. Lineage: Eukaryota; Viridiplantae; Streptophyta; Magnoliopsida; Poales; Poaceae.